AUGGUAAGAGGGAAGGUGCGGAUGCGACGAAUUGAGAACCUUGCCCACAGACGGGUAACCUUCUGCAAGCGUCGAGAAGGGCUGCUCAAGAAGGCCAGGGAACUCUCAGUGCUUUGCGAUGCUGAAGUCGGUGUUAUCAUUUUCUCCUCUCAGGGAAAACUCCAUGAACUGGCAACUAAUGGAAACAUGCAAAGCUUGGUUAAGAGGUACCAGGGCGACGUGGUAGAAAGUCAAAUGCAAAACAGAGCUCUGCAAAGCCAGGUAGCAGAACCCGGGAUUUAUUUGGUAAGGGAAGAAAUAGAUCAACUUCAGCAGGGUCUAAGGUCCAUGUAUGGAGGGGGAGCAGGGGACAUGACGCUAGAUAAACUGCAUACACUAGAGAAAAGUCUUGAGCUAUGGAUUUGUCAGAUGCGCUCCACAAAGAUGCUAAUCAUGCAGCAAGAGAUACAGUUUCUUGAAAAUAAGGUGAAAGAACAGAAUGAACUCAUGAAUAUGUGCUCAGUCUUUGGUGGAUCUCCAUAUUCAACAAAUCCAGUUAGCAACGAAAACUGUUUCUUUUCGAUCUAGUUUGUGAACCGCCCUCGCCAUGUGUGAUUUGGUGUGUGUCUUGAGAACAUCUAUAUUCACAAGUUCUGUUCUCGGAGUGCAAGUUGUAUUGAAUAACCCAUAUGAUUUGAAUUGUACUGUA
Messenger RNA from Lolium perenne, 688 nucleotides. Its product is annotated as MADS-box transcription factor 33-like. Gene Ontology annotation, cellular component: nucleus. Gene Ontology annotation, molecular function: RNA polymerase II transcription regulatory region sequence-specific DNA binding; DNA-binding transcription factor activity; protein dimerization activity. The record is from RefSeq and is a predicted model, not a curated record. Gene Ontology annotation, biological process: positive regulation of transcription by RNA polymerase II. NCBI's taxonomy places the organism in Eukaryota, Viridiplantae, Streptophyta, Magnoliopsida, Poales, Poaceae.